AUGCAGGGAAAUAAGAAACAUACAGAAGGACACAGUGACUCCUCAAGUAUUGGGAGUCAUCUGGAUGACACAGACAGAGAGGUGAGCAACCUCACAGCCCGGUCUUUCAAAAGUUUGUGUGUGGCAGAACUUGAAGACCCUUACAAUGAACCAGAUCUUACCAUUUCACCUGGCUUCACUCACCAGUUCUCUGCUAAAUUUCACCCAGGGGCAUUAAACCAUGCCAUCAAGAAGAGCCACGUCUGCAACAAGCUAACAGCAAGGAACAAUGAACCAACAAUAUGGGCUUCGACAUUCCAGCAGUUACCAAAACGUACUCAGGAGGAGAAAAAGACUGCUAAAAUUAGCACCCUCGGCACAGAAAGGAGAAAGCUGAAUUUGCCAGCCCCUGGGCCAAGGAACAAUAAACAUGUUUCAAAAGUGUCUUCUCUGAUUAAGACAUUUGAUAAGACUGAAAACCAAGGGUCAGGAAGUUCCCUGGUAGCCAGUAAGCAGCCCAUUAAAAAUAGUUUUCAAAAGUAUAAGGUAAAACAUGGAAAUGAUAUGGCUUGCUGGGAUGAUACAACCUUUUUAAGCAUCCAGAAGGAACUUUCUGAAUUUUCUGAUGCUUGUCGAGAUAGCCACCAUCUCAGUGGCAAAUAUGAGCCACAGAAAAGGCUUAAUAAAACAGAUCAGAGUUAUUGUGGUCCUGAUAGUUAUUAUCCUGUGCUCAUUGAGAUGUCAAAAGUAGCCAAGUCAAAUUUCUCCCGUUUUUCUAACAAGGCUGCCAAUAACAGAAGUGUUAAAGUUAUCGAGCCAACAAAAAAGGGUAAUUUUCUUCACAGUGAGAACAGUGCUUUUGAAUCAUGGAAUGUCCAUCAUAAAAAACUGACUGAAAAAGAGGAAUUUAUUGAUAAACAGAAAACAGAAAAAGGUCUUGCAUACCUUGAGGAAGCACCAUUUAUUAAAGGAUCCAGCACAUGUGAGCAUAAAUUACCACCUGUCAAAACCACCAUUGCUAGAAAACAGGAGAAAGACUUUCAGAUUGAGUCAACACCACUAGAAACUGCUUUCAGUGCCCCCCUCCCUCCUGUAUAUGUACCUCAGGGCCCUGUCCCGAUCCCGUCAGGAACUGAAUUUCAUGCUAUUCUUCCUCCUCCAACCCCCUCUAGGACCCACACGCACCAGGGCCCUCCUCCAAAACCUCCAGCCUCUGAAGCCCCCCUUGUGCCGCCAGCUCUGGCUCUCCCCUCUGUUGAGCCCCAGGCCUCUGUCUCGCCCCAGUCUGUGUCCUGCAGGACCAUUUCUCCCUCGCCCUCAACCCAGGCACCUGACCUGCUUGCCCCAGGACCCCCAGCCACGCUGGCCGAGGAGAAGGCCCUCAGUCCCCAGCUAGAUAGUACCUGUCCGCCAUGGAGGAGACAGAAGAUUACAAAAGAUGCAGCAGAGAGGAGACAGACAUCAAAAGAGACAUUCAUGCCCAACGGCAAGACAUGCUCGUUGUCUGAAAAGGUCGCUGUGGCUGAACCUUUCCUGGACACAACUCCUUGGACUAAACAGGUAAACUUCCCAGGAUCAAACAGUCCCUCUUUCAACAUCACCGAACUCUUAACACCCAUCAUCCCACCAAAACAAGAGGCAGACUCCAUAGAAAGUGAGCUGAUCCUGGUGACACCUCCUCCCACUGAGAGUGUGGCAGGGAGAGAACAUGAGGGGAGUGGGUUUGGUGAUUACCAAUCUCGGGAUAGUUACAAAUCUAAAGCAACAAGUUUAUUAUUCAACUUGAAGGAUGUCCGUAAACGUGUUAAAAGGAUUUAUACCCCUUCUCCUCUGUUAAGGGCCUUGGAGGAUAGAAAUAAGACUAAGGAAAUUCAGGAAGCACAGGAAAGUGUAAAACUGAAUGACUCGCUGUCAACUUUGCAAGAAGACAGCAACAACAAGAUUGCAGAAAAGGAUGAAGCAAGUGACAUAACUUCUGUAUUAUCUGACAAUUUUCAAGAAAAGGACAAUAAAGCAGAUUUAACUGGAUCCUUCGUGGAUAGUUAUCUGACUUUGAGUUCACCCCAGACAACAGCAGCUCCUUUAUUUUACCAAACCAGAGACAAUUUGCAGCAAGAUGAUUCAAAACAUGAAGAUCUUGUUAAAAACACCAGAGGUCAUGAAAACUUCUCCUCAUUCAGACAUCAGUCAAAAGAACUUGAUUUAAGAAAAAGUCUGUACUAUCCAACACUGAAACCAUACAGUAGAGACAUUGUGGAUACAACAUCUGGGCAGCCAAUUCAAAAUCUCAGUUUUCACGGUGAGGAAAAUGAGAAACAGUGUGACAACCAGAAUGAAAAUUGUGCCUUCAAAACACUCCAAAAUCAACUUUCACCAGCAGAGGAUGUGCCUUACAGUGAGAACCAAACGGGUAUGCUAGUAACUGGCAAGGAAAUAAAAGGCAAAAGAAGCACCAGUUCUUCCGAGCAGUCUUUUGUGUCCACAGUAGAGCAACCCUAUCAGGAGGAAUUGCUUCCAUUGGUGCCACUGAUGCCGAAGGCAUGUCUUCAAGAAAGCCAAAGGAAUAAGAGUGAAAUGAGCGCAGAGAGUAAGAAAAGCCCCAAGGAGAGAGAGAAAGCAGUUGAGGAAGAUGCACUGCAGUAUUAUGCUUGUAUCAGUUCUGGUACUAGUUCAGCAGAGAGGAAUGAGAAUAAGGUUACUGGGAAUGAACAGGGGAGCCUGAUGAAAGAGGAAAUAAGGAAAGAGAAAAAGGAAGAGGCCAACAGUGUGGAUUCUGCUUCAGACAGUAUAAAGGACACAUCUACCUCCAGGUCCGAGGAGCCACAAACACCAUCAUCUUCAAGCUCAUCGAAGCCCAAUAUGUUUAUGAUUAAAGACAACACAUUCAAGUCCCCUCAAGUAAUAAAGGCUGUCAAACUGCCCCUGAUCAGGUCCUUUUCCUUAGACGAUACAAUGAGCAGCAGUUAUAAGGAAAUGAAAAGUAGAUUUGUGCCCACAGCAAGGAACAAGCAGUGCCGAGACAUGUUGCAUGUCCCAGAAAUAGAGUGGUUGUCAUCAGGGCCCAGAGUGCAACAGAACGUGAGGGAAGGAGCAGCUAGCAGAAAGAUCGAUGCCUGUGAGCCUGGAUCUUCUUCAGCAACACUGGACCCCAGCCUUCAGGAAGAUGUAGAGAGCUUUUCAUUAGAGAAGCAUAUGCCAGAAGACAAAGAGACUUGUGCUUUGUUGGAUGAAGCUGGGAAAAAGAAUGAGGAGAGCAUUUGCAGAAAUGAAGAGAAACCUACCAUUGGGAAGGAAAGACGUGGGUUAAUACAGCCAGACUUAGGUCUGGAAGAUGACCAAGUAGUAAACAAUCCAAGCUACCCUGCAGAAGGAAAGAGUAAUUACUUUAAGAAUCAUCUUUUAUCUAAUCGCAGAGGUGGCUCUUGCGCAAAAAAGAUAAUCACUAGGGAAACAAGUUCCCCUGUGGUAGGUUCCAUGUCAGAGGACUACGCAUAUUCUCCUGUAUCCCAUGAAGCUUCAGAGGACACCCUACCCAUGGAAGGCGCACCAGUUUUGUUAGACAACCUCACAAGUUCUGCUGUAGCAAGCCCCAGAUCAGGCAGCACAGUGCACUCUCUUCUUACCUGCUCAUCAUCAGAGAAACCAACAAUUUCUAGCCUCAGAGAGACAGAGGACGGUACAAACCCUGCCUUGCUAAACAUGGCAGUAAAGAGCCAAGCUGAUACAUCUGCUGAAGAGACACUUGAUUCAGCACAUGGGAAUCUGCCUUCUGAUUUUGCAGGGAUGGCUGAGAGACUGGAGCUCAGGGGCCCUGGGGAGAGAGCAGCGGGCAAACCUCCUGCUGUGCCACCGAAAACAGAAAAGGCUCUGCGGCGGGCCAAAAAGCUGGCAAGCAGGAGAAAGAAAAUAGAAGAGCAACAGAAAAAACAUCUGACAGAGCCUACAGCUGCUGUUGGGAGAAAGCUAUCCCAGUCUGCGCAGAUGCCAGCAUUCCCCCCACCCAUGGGAGAUACUCCUCCCCAUUCUGCCUUUCACUCAACUCCUACUCCUACACAAACUGGUAUGAGAAGACUCAGUGGUGCAUCAACAGUAAGCCCUUCACCCUCUUCAACCCAGCGUAAACUCCUGCAAGACCCGGACUCUGGCCAAUACUUUGUAGUUGAUUUACCAGCUGAAGCUAAUUUAAAGACAUUUUAUGAUCCAGAAACUGGCAAAUAUAUCCAAGUUUCAGUCCCUUCCUCUGAAGGGAACUUAUACGAAAGCCCCUCUUCAGAAAUUAUAAAUUCUCCAUAUGCCUCCUACCCUAGAGUGAUGCCUUUACCAGCUUCUUCCGUAGCAGCACUGAGGUCACCAUCUCAGCUCUCUGAACCUCCCUGGUUAAUGCAAACUCUACCAGGAGAGCCAGAAGAACUGCCUGAAAAUGACCAGCAGGACCACAGAUACGUUGAGCCUGACGAUGCCCAGUCCUGCAUUGAUCCGGUCUUUUACUCCCACAGUCAAUAUGCCAAAGAAGCUCAAGUUCACUUAGGAAAGGACAUGAGUCCAUGCCCAAAUGCAGAUGCAGCAUCCCCCACUGAUUUAGAUGAUUUUGCAAAUGAAGGGGUAUCUUGA
Molecule: messenger RNA, 4590 nt
Organism: Tinamus guttatus (white-throated tinamou)
Lineage: Eukaryota; Metazoa; Chordata; Aves; Tinamiformes; Tinamidae
Gene: CUNH10orf71
Product: chromosome unknown C10orf71 homolog
Biological process (GO): positive regulation of calcineurin-NFAT signaling cascade
Cellular component (GO): Z disc
Source: RefSeq, a predicted model, not a curated record